AUAAUACCAUUUGUCAAAUAGUAACAGAACUUAUCAUAACAAACGUACAAAAUGUGGAAACAUCAUACAAAAUGGUGACAUUGAAAAUAAAUAUAUAUUAAUGAAAUAUGUGAUUAGCGUGUAUUGAUAAUGAACCAAAAUAUGUGAACUUUCCAAUGUCCGUCAAAAAUGGGAUGUGCUGCAUCUAUGGACGGUUUUCCGUCAAAAGAUUCCAGAAGAAAAAGGGAUCUUCUCGAAACCCGAAAUGAGAAGAUGAAUGAGAAACUAGGAACACCCGAAAGAAAUUAUCCUAGACCAAGACCUCCUAGAGACAGAAAAGGUCAUAUCUAUACUCCUGGAGGGUAUUCCGAACUGGAGUAUAACGCAAGACGUGCAGAUUUCAACAUUUGCUUAACCUGGCAUUCAUUUGCUAAAUACCUUACACAAGCUAUGACGACAGAUAUUGAAAAGGUUCGAUCCUUAUUUGUGUGGAUGGGAUGUCAAAACUUCCAAUCGGGAAGUAUUCCAAAUGGAAAAGAGGAUUCCCCCUUAAGCUACAUGAGUAAAGUCAAGAAAAAGACGAUGUCAUAUGCAGCAUUCUUCGUCAAAAUAUGCAGGGCUGCAGGAUUAAAGGCAGUACUAAUAAAAGGUAUUGCCAAAAGCGUGGUAUAUGAUGUAGGUGACCCUUUGGAAGAACUCAAACAAUUGCGGAAUAACUGGUGUGCUAUUCACGUAAAUGGUGACUGGCGAUUCGUGUUCCCUUUGUGGGCUUACUCUGCAGUGGAAGGUAGAAUCACAGACAAGUAUACUCUUAUUGAGGGUGGUAAGAUGUCGAGAAGUAAAGCGUCAUCAGGAUCAGCAGUAAAGAAGUUCAAUGAGUUUUUCUUUCUGACUGACCCGGAUGUUUUUGUUCAUUUUGCUUUUCCUGACAAUCCAGACUGGCAGUUAUUAACUGUUCCACUUACAUUAGAAAGAUAUUUAGAGGAACCUUACUUUCGUCAACCGUACUUUGAAAAUAAGUUACAGGUAGCUACACUCUUGCCAGGCCUACAGAAAGCCAAACACGGAAUAGUUGAGAUAGGAAUAAAGAGUUUAAUAGAAAACUGGCAAGGCUUGUUGACCUAUCAAUUGUAUUUUAAUAACAAGAAAUCAACCAUGGUGCUACCAAAGAAAACACAGCUCAGCAAUUUUGUCCUAAUGGACAGAUGCAAUAGCAACUGGAAAUUUACCGUUAGAUUUCCGAUUGAUGGAGUCUAUAAAUUAACAAUAAAUGGUGGUGUUCCUCCGAAAAGUAACGAAUGGGUAUGUGACUUUAAGUUAGUGUGUAAAACUGCUAUAGAAGAUAUCCCGCCAUUACCCUGCGAUACAGGUGCCGUCGGAUGGGGACCUAGUAAUAACUUGGAGCAGUAUGGAUUGACUUCUCCUUCUCAUACACAUGGCACGAUUUUGACCAAACUUCGCCAAUAUCUAUAUAUAGGCUUUACGUUAACGAAGAAACUUUUCAUUCGGUCCGAGUUAGUUGGUAACAAGUACAAACCGUCCGAACUGGAACAAUAUGUUGACCAACGAAUUACAAAUCGCGAACUUGUUGUUAAAGUUAUGGUACCAGAAGAUGGAGAAUUUGCACUGCGCGUGUAUGCUAGAGAGAAAAAGAAACUACCAGAGGAAAAUGUAAUCAAUUAUUUGAUAACAACAGAUGACCCUGCAGGUCCAAGAACAUACAGAAAAGAGAAUGCAUUUGAAAAGAAUCUGCGAAAAGAAUUAGUGACACUGACACAGCAGACAAAGGACCCAGAUGAGAUGGACAAGGUUAUUGAGAGAUUUGACAAGCUGGCAUUGGAAGAUAAAGGUGAUCUCAAAAAGGCAAGAAGCAGACGAGAUUUCCUCAAAAUAAGAAAAGAUUUAACUGAUGCAACUGUACGACGUCACUUUGGAACUCUCGAUACUGCAAUAAAAAAGGCGCGAGAAUCUAAAUUUGAGGCAAAGUUGAAGAACACAACAAAGAAAGCCGAAGACGCUCGCAAUGAAGUGUAUACAACAUGGAUCCAUGAAAUUUUAGAAAUGAAACCAUCUACCGUGGCAGAAUUGAAAACCUAUAAGAACCCACCUACAGCAAUAUUUGAUACUAUGAAAGCCGUCUAUUUGUUGCUAGGAGAAAGUGCAGAUAUGUUAAAUACCUGGGAAGAUAUACAUAGUGUUCUCUCCACCAUUGGCAACGAUUCUUUACUUCAUAGAAUUAAAACUUUCCAAACAUCACAAUUACGGGAGCACGCUUUAGAGGAAGCUCAGAAACUUACAGAAAAACAUGACCUCCCAAGUAUCAAAUCAAAAAGUCCGGCAGCUGGGACUUUCUAUGUCUGGGUACGAGAUUUAGUUAAUAUGAUAAAAGAUGAACGUUCAAAUCCCAAAAGAAAAAAAAAGCGAAAGGAAAUAAGCACAUUUAGCACAAAGACAACCAAUACAAAAAAGAGUCAGUCACCUUGAAUGCUGAAAUUAACCGUAGUUGAUCCUAGUUGUAUACCAUUCAACACAGAGCAAACCAUGAGUAGGAGUAUUUCACGAUUUCUUUAUACACAUUCUUAAAUUCACGUGUAGAAAAUCGUCAAAACAUUGAAAUGCUGUAAAACAUAACUGAUUACAAUAAUAGGAAAUUCAAGAAAUAUUAGAAAUUGCAAAACAUUUAUGGUUGUGUAAAUAUAGUAUUUAUCAAUGUA
This is a messenger RNA of Mytilus californianus (California mussel), 2693 nucleotides long. RefSeq names its product lim and transglutaminase domain protein ltd-1-like. The transcript is spliced from 9 exons. NCBI's taxonomy places the organism in Eukaryota, Metazoa, Mollusca, Bivalvia, Mytilida, Mytilidae. The record is from RefSeq and is a predicted model, not a curated record. Bases 169 to 2463 code for a protein of 764 amino acids.